Molecule: messenger RNA, 2184 nt
Organism: Falco peregrinus (peregrine falcon)
Lineage: Eukaryota; Metazoa; Chordata; Aves; Falconiformes; Falconidae
Product: ficolin-2-like
Exons: 9
Coding region: 46-1005 (319 amino acids)
Source: RefSeq, a predicted model, not a curated record
CGUGGAUGAGGGGAGCUGCACAGAGAGCAGACACCAGUACCAGCCAUGGGGAGGGCAGCCACAAUCCUCCUGGCACUACUCAGCCUAACAGCGACUAUUUGUGAUACCCAGGACACCUGCCCAGAGGUGAGAAUAGUGGGACUGGGUGAUGCUGACCGGCUUGCUGUUCUCCAAGGAUGCCCAGGGAUCCCAGGUGCCUCUGGCCCAAAAGGAGAACCAGGUCUCCCAGGAGCAAAAGGAGAAAUGGGAGCCCAGGGACUUCCUGGGAAAACAGGACCAACUGGUGCCAAAGGAGCAGCUGGAGAGCCUGGCUUCCCAGGACCACAAGGAAUAAAAGGAGAGCCCGGAUUUCCAGAAACAUGGGAAGCCAGGAACUGCCAAGAGCUGUUGGGGAAAGGGAAGAACCUGAGCGGCUGGUACACCAUCUACCCACAAGGCUGCAAUGCCACCACUGUCUUCUGUGACAUGGACACGGAUGGCGGAGGAUGGAUUGUUUUCCAGAGGCGCUGGGAUGGGUCAGUGAACUUCUUGCGAGGUUGGGAUUCAUACAAACGAGGUUUUGGCAACCAGCUGACAGAGUUUUGGCUGGGGAAUGACAACAUCCACUUCCUCACCUCACUGGGAACCUGUGAACUCCGCAUUGACCUGAGAGACUUCGAAAACAACUACUAUUUUGCCAAGUAUGCUUCGUUCAGAGUGUUAGGAGAGUCUGAGAAAUACAAACUGGUGCUAGGAGACUUCCUUGGUGGAAAUGCUGGAGACUCCUUAUCAUACCACAAGGACAUGCCGUUUUCAACAACAGACCAGGACAACGACAUGAGCUCCUUUAACUGUGCCACAGAGUACAAGGGAGCAUGGUGGUACAACGACUGCCAUUACUCCAACCUGAACGGGAUGUACUGGCUGGGAGUGCACGGCAGCUACGCUGAUGGCAUAAACUGGAAGACGGGCAAAGAAUACCAUUACUCCCAUAAGCGAACAGAAAUGAAAUUCAGGCUGGUUUAACAUGCCAAGAGGGUGUCUGACUAGCACCAACAGGCGCCCCUCAACAGCCUAGAGAAGACACAAAACAUGAUGUUGUUUGAGGGCGAAUUUGGACCAGGAAGGGUAUUACAGGGUGUGCCUUCAGCCUAGAGCAGGCUUUUAGAGACCAGAAGAAAUUGGUGCUGGUUUGAGCUCCUGUAAGCCCCAGACUCUCACCUUGGAUUAUUUCCAGCAGCCCCACAGAUGCUGACUGAGCUCAAGCAUCUUUUUUCUGAAAAGUGCGUUACCUUGAUUUAAAGACCAAGUGAUGGUGAGGCUAUUGCAUCUCAGUAAAGCUCUCAGACAUCACUACUCUAUAUGGUAAUUACCGGUAAUUUUCAGUCUAAUCCAAGUAUAUGAAGCCUCCAGUGUUCUCACAGCCUCUUUUUCUGUUGGACCCAAGAGCCACCUGACAGGCACUGAAGUCCCAACUCCCUCUCUCCCUGCAGGCUGUGACGGAGCCACAACACAGGCCAGCAUUGAAAGGACUGAGCUUCCAGCACAGAGCUGUGAGCACUGCUACCUUCCCACUGCUUCACACAACACUUGCUCCAGAACCUCAGGUGGGACCUCAGCUCCUGGAACCACAAUAGUAUUGCCCAGCAAUUCCCACCACUCCUCCAGGGCAUCUUUCCAGAUCUCAUUCUUUAGCUGCUGGGGACCAAGAGCUGGGUACAAAAUGUGCAUGCUGGUCCAGCAACACGUGUGGUACCAGGACACUACAGUAGUCCCAAGUCAAGCCUUGCACACGUGGACAUCAUGUAAAUCACUAGCACAUGCCAGUAUCUUCCUUUUCCCCCUUGUUUCCAGUAGCAUUUGAAGAUGGGCUACCUGCUGUCCGAUGGAGGCAGUUCAUCCCGUUAGUGUUGAUGUUGUAUUUGACUUUUAGCAGAACUGGUUAAAGGGUCUUUUCCCAGACUCCUCCCCACAGCUGACAAAGGGAAGGGAGAGCUCACUGCCAACUCACUGCAGGGACAGCCCAGAGUCACCAGAAGCAGAGUAUUCAUUUGUGUUACAUUCCUGACUGUCCUAUGUUUAUCACACUUAUUGCACAGAUGUGCAGCCAAGGCAGCUCCAGCCCUACAACACAGAAUUCAAACCCUGUGAGUGAGAAAAGCGAAGAAACCGCUCACCCAGCACACCACAGCAGGUCAGCAAUGU